Oncorhynchus masou masou (cherry salmon) is the source of this 7337-nucleotide messenger RNA. RefSeq names its product RIMS-binding protein 2-like. Gene Ontology annotation, biological process: neuromuscular synaptic transmission. The record is from RefSeq and is a predicted model, not a curated record. NCBI's taxonomy places the organism in Eukaryota, Metazoa, Chordata, Actinopteri, Salmoniformes, Salmonidae. Gene Ontology annotation, molecular function: protein binding.
GAAAGGAAGUUGUGCCCCUCCACUUCCCAGACGUAGCGCCCCACUGUCAGCGGGGGGAGAGACUACGUCUUCUAGAGGACAACAAUAGAGCCCUGAAACUGAAGCCUGGGGCUUUCAACCAACACAAGCUACAACAUAUACUGCUGGAGAAUGAGCUUCAAGAUGUUCUCCAGGAGAAGAAGCACUUGAGUCUUCACUUGUUCAACAAUAGCCAGAACACAGUCCAAUAUGAACAGGUGAAGUCAGAGUAUGCGCAGCUCAAAGAGACCCUUGGUGCUGUGACUCAGGAGAGAGAUUCAGCCCUGCAGGAGAAGACCCAGCUCCAAGGCAAACUGGAGAACCUAGAGCAGGUGCUAAAGCAUAUGCGCGAGGCUGCAGAGCGGAGGCAGCAGCUAGAGUUGGAGCAUGAGCAAGCCUUGGCUGUACUCAAUGCAAAGCAGCAGGAAAUUGACCUUCUGCAGAAGGCUCAGGUUGAGGCUAAGAAGGAGCAUGAGGGCGCCGUCCAUCUGUUAGAGAACCACUUGGACAGCAUGCAGGCCAAAGUCCGAGAGCUGGAGGAGAAAUGUCGGACUCAGAGUGAGCAGUUCAACCUCCUGUCCAAAGAGCUGGAGAAGUUCCGGCUCCAGACCGGAAAGUUUGAUGUCCUUGGCAGUGGCACCGAUCCCUUAACAGCGGGUGAAACCCCCGGAUCUCCCAACAAAUCCCUCAACGGGCUGGCUGCCCCCACAGUGAAAGGCAGUGAGAGUCCGCUGAGCAGAUCUGUGAUCUCUGAGUUCAUCCGACCGCUCCAGAUCAGUGGGGACAAGCCGGAGCUCCUGUCUGUAAAGCCAACAUUCCUCACCCGCAGCAGCAGCCAGGCUGAGAGCUCCCAGCGGGCCCUCCUCACCGAGAUGGACAAAGAACUAAGCUCAACGACUAGGACCAAGAAGAGGUUCACAGGCAAGGUCCGUCUGUGCGUCGCCCGGUACAGUUAUAACCCCUGUAAUGGGCCCAAUGAGCAUCCUGAGGCAGAGCUCCCCCUGGUGGCAGGGAAGUACCUCUACGUGUACGGCACCAUGGAUGAUGACGGCUUCUAUGAAGGAGAGCUGCUGGAUGGACAGCAGGGCCUCGUCCCUUCCAACUUUGUGGACUUUGUUAAGGAUGAGGAGAUGCCCUCUGCUCAGCACAGGGACGGGGCCAAAGAGUCAGGCUACCUCAGUAGUAACCACAGCAGCCUGGGCUCCACAGGGCUGGGCAGCAUGGGCCUGAGCAGCAUCAGCAGCCUGCUGUCUGACAGUAAGCUGGACCUGGAGACCAGCCUGGAGAGAAACCUGGAGAGAAACCUGGGGAGCAACCUCAGUUCCACUUUGGGUUCCACUCACUGUUCCACUCUUGGCAGCCACAUGGGUUCCACUCACGGUUCCACUCUGGGCAGCCACGUGGGUUCCACUCUGGGCAGCCACGUGGGUUCCACUCUGGGCAGCCACGUGGGUUCCACUCUGGGCAGCCACGUGGGUUCCACUCUGGGCAGCCACGUGGGUUCCACUCUGGGCAGCCACAUGGGUUCCACUCUGGGCAGCCACAUGGGUUCCACUCUGGGCAGCCACAUGGGUUCCACUCUGGGCAGCCACAUGAGUUCCACCCACGGUUCCACUCUGGGUUCCACUCACUGUUCCACUCUGGGUUCCACUCACUGUUCCACUCUGGGUUCCACUCACAGUUCCACUCUAGGCAACCACAUGGGUUCCACUCUGGGUUCCAGUCACGGUUCCACUGGCCUGGGUUCCAGUCUGAGCAGCACUCUGACUAGCCUGGGCAGCAGCAGCCUGGGCGUGGACUUUCUGGGCUCCAUGGGUUCCUGCAGUAACGGGACAGGGACCCUGGAUGUCAGCAUUGACGAGAUUGGUGAAAACAUCGUGCCUUACCCUCGCCGCAUCAAUCUGAUCAAACAGCUGGCCAAGAGUGUGAUCGUGUGCUGGGACCCACCGGUGGUGCCACCCGGCUGGGGUUCCAUCAGUGGCUACAACGUCCUGGUGGACAAGGAGGUGAGGAUGAGCGUGCCUUUUGGAGGCAGGACAAAGUCGCUCGUUGAAAAGCUGAACCUGGCCACCAACACCUACCGCAUCUCGGUGCAGAGCAUCACGGAGCAAGGCCUGUCUGACGAGCUGCGCUGCACUCUGCUGGUGGGGAGGGACGUGGUGGUGGCUCCUUACUACCUGAGGGUGGACAACAUCACACAGACCUCUGCUGAGCUCUCCUGGCAGCCUAGCAACAGCAACUACAGCCACACCAUCUUCCUGAACGACGCUGAGUAUGACAUGGUGAAGGCAGGGGCCUACAAGUACCAGUUCUUCCAACUGAAGCCCAUGACCGUUUACAAGGUGAAGGCCGUGGCGCGGACACACCAGAUGCCUUGGCAGCUGCCCCUGGAGCACAGGGACAAGAGGGAGAUCUCUGUGGAGUUCUGCACCCAGCCUGCAGGUCCUCCCUUCCCUCCCCAGGAGGUGCAGGUUCAGUUGGGCCAAAACCCUGGGGUGCUGCAGGUACGAUGGAAGCCCCCCCUCCUCACCCCCACUGGUACCUCCAACGGAGCCAACGUGAUUGGCUAUGCCGUGUGCACAAAGGGACAAAAGAUAGCGGAGGUGAUGUACCCUACAGCAGACUAUGUGACAGUGGAGUUGAACAGGAUCCAGUGUCUGGAGGCCAGGGAGGUCAUUGUCAGGACGUUAUCAGCAGAAGGAGAGUCUCAGGACUCCGUGGCCACCAUACCGCACAGUUUCCUGGGGCCUCCCCAUCACUCACCCCACCAUCGCCCCCCUGCACACCCCCAUCCUUUGCCCCAGCACCAUCCGCCACACACACAAACACACCCGCCCUACCCCCAGACCUACCCCUUGUCACACCCCCAACCUCAGGUCCACCCUCAAUCCCAGCCCUACACCUUGCCCCAUGGUCAGCCGCUGCGCCACCCACCCUCUCACCCCCACCCCCAACACCAGCCUUAUCCCAUGUCUAAGCCCAAACUAGUAAGUGCCAGAGAGUCAGAAACCAAAGAGCAUGAGGUAGGCCUGCGGCCUGGCCCGCCCUGGGAACGCUCCCUCUCGCCCCUCCCUCCUCCCAUGUGUGGUCACACUCUGGAGGCGCCCCACUUCCAGGGGCGCCGUUCGCCCUCUCCUCAGAGGAUCCUGCCCCAGCCUCAGGGAGCCCCCAUCCCCAACACCAUCGCCAAGGCCAUGGCCAGGGAAGCUGCACAGAGAGUGUUCGCUGAGAGUAACCGGAUUGAGAAGAGGAACAUCUUCAGUGAGCGGAGCAUAAACUCUGAUGAGGAGGAGGAUGGUUAUGACUCUCCCCACACCAGGAGGAGAGGGGCGUCUGUGGAUGAAUUCCUCAGAGGCUCGGAACUAGGGAGACAUGUACGGCACCACUACAGCCACAGUGAAGAGUACCAGACAGAGAGCAGCCGCGGCUCCGACCUGUCUGACAUCAUGGAGGAGGACGAGGAUGACCUGUACUCUGAGAUGCAGCUGGAAGAGGGCCGUCGGCGUAGCAUCAACUCUCACAACACUCUCAAGAUUAUAGGGAACUCCCCCUCCCAUGGAUGCUCCCAUGGCGACCGGCUGGACCAUUCAGGGAGGAGGCCGGUCCACGGCGGCAACCCCCCACAGCGACGGCCCAUGAUGGUUCCUUCCAUUGAUGGGUACGGCGGGCAGGGCCGCGGGCGCCGGUCGCCAGAAUACUACGAAGAGUCAGAGCCAGAGGACCUGGCACGUAUAUUUGUGGCCCUGUUUGACUACGACCCUCUGUCCAUGUCCCCCAACCCUGAUGCUGCUGACGAGGAGCUGCCCUUCAAAGAGGGGCAGAUCAUCAAGGUGUUUGGGGAUAAGGACACGGAUGGUUUUUACAGGGCAGAGAUCCGUGACCGUCCAGGUCUGAUCCCCUGUAACAUGGUGUCAGAGAUCCAGACUGAGGAUGAUGAGAUGAUGGACCAGCUACUCAAACAGGGCUUCCUCCCACUCAACACUCCUGUAGAGAAAUUAGAGAGGAACAGGCGGAGUGGGCGUCAGCACCCCUCGUCCACACGUAGAAUGGUGGCCCUGUAUGACUACGACCCCAGGGAGAGCUCCCCCAACGUGGAUGUGGAGGCUGAACUGACAUUCUGCGCUGGUGACGUCAUAACAGUUUUUGGUGAAAUUGAUGAAGAUGGGUUUCAUUAUGGCGAGCUCAAUGGACACAAAGGUCUUGUUCCCUCCAACUUUCUAGAAGAAGUGCCUGACGAUGUUGAGGUUUUUCUCACUGACACUCCAUGUGGAGAUUCUCGAUACCCGCAGGACGCUGCAGCGCUGAUAAAGACCAAAAGGGUUCCGUUGGGAAAAUCGAGUCUGCCCAGAAGAGCUGCCUACCCCAAAGUGCACCAACACAUCCCCGGCACUGGCCCUGCUACCGUGGGGCCUGGCAGUCCCAUCAGGGGCCCCCGCGACUUGUCCUCCAAAAAGAAAAAGGGACUGCUCUCCAAAGGGAAGAAUCUAUUGAAAAGACUUGGCACUGUAAAAUAACCCCUUCAUAUACUUGAAGUAUAUUACCAACCACAUCAUAGAGGGCUCUAUUCAAUCUGUAGUGCUGAAGCGGUACAGAUUCCGUGAUAGAAAUGUAAAGGUCAUCUCCGAUUGAGCAGUGUUUACCAUGAAUGCGGUCUCCACUAAAGCUGGUACAUUGCCUUUAAAUUUCAAUCACGCUGAAAAGCUGAAUUUCCUCGAUUCGGAUUGAAUAGAGCCCUAAAUCUCAAACACUUCCAUUACUGUAAGUUCAGUCCUGUGAGAAGAAAAAUCCAGUGGUUGAAGAUUUUGAUGGCAUUUAAUAACAAGUCAGAUGCUGUACUCUUACACAUGUUGUUGUCUACUAGAAACCAUUUAUUUUUUAAUUGCAGUGUGUAUUUUGAAUAAGGUCCAGGGACCUCAUAGUUUGACAUUUAAUGUCAUAAGCCAACCUCUCUGGUCAUGUAUAUUUUGCUAUCUGAAGCACAAGACUGCAAUGCGAUGGGAUAAAAUAUUCUCCAUCUUGAAUUGGCCAAUAGUAUGUAGGUGUGUGUUUGACUGAAGACUACAAUGUCCCCCAGAAUAUGAGGUGUUUAAACCAGUCUCUUUAGGGCUGAGACCACCGAUAGAGCUCAGAAUGGCCAGUCAACAUCAUACUUGAUGAGACUACUACUGGUGGCCCUUCCUAACCAUACACUUCAUGUUGUAGUACCCAAAUGAUGCAAGGAAAAGAGCAGGUUUAUGGCAGCUGAGGUCCUUGUAUGGGAACUGUAUGGGAGGUUUGCAUGUUUUACCUGAAAGCACAUCCAGAAUGAUCAAAUCCCACCCAACAUUUGAAGCACAUGCUAACUGAUGGCCUUUUCUAUCAGAACAUGUUAGCAAGGCACAUGUGCAUGCUAUGUCGGUGCAUUUGAUGACAGAAUCUACACUGAGCAAAAUGUACUAAAUUUAUUUUAGUAGUAAAAAGCAUGUCCUCGUUUUCUUUACCUCCAUACAGAAUAUUCCAUACAAACCUAAUUGUCAGAUUGGUUCUUAGUUCAACUCAAGCCCAGGUACACAUUUGACUAGUCACGACCUAGAACCUGAAUCUGUGCACUGGUAAAAUAUGCUACAUCUCCAGAAAGACCGAAGUCAGAUAAGCAAGUAUCAAUUCCUAACAGCAAGUAUUAGUUCUUCAAACACACCAAAAUACCUCUGGACAAGCACAUUAGAUAGGAAAGGAUUUCAAGAUUCAGUUUCUUUAUUUUUUAAGUAGUUGAAUGGUCAUGAAAUGCCUAGUUGAAACCAACCUCCAUUUAUUUGCCUUAUAAAUGCACAAUUGUUUGUGUCCAGUCAGUGGAGAUUUUUUAUGUCUUGUAUGCAUUCAUGUCAUUGCAAUACAUACUUCUAAACAUGAAAUAUUUUUGCAAAAGAUGUUUAUCAAAGCUCAUGAUGUGCAUUUUAUUACUUGUAAGAGUGUCAUGUUUUCUGGAGGACCUGAGCAUUAUUAGCUUGUUUGAAACUUAAGAAGGCCCAACUUUACACUCUUCAUGUUCUGUCCACAUUAAAAUGACAAAAAGAGAAAAAAAAAGAAAUAAGUGUGGUGAAAAUGUAAAGGUGUAUUUAAUGUUUUUUUUGUCAGUACAUUGUCACUAUUUUGACACAAAAUUCAAGGCACUUUUAUUUUGUUCUUCAUGUUAUAUACAAUACUUGCAAUGUGUUCAUUCUGCAUUCACAAUCCCAUUUUGACAUAGGUUUGUGUACAAGACAAUGGACAAGAAGGAAAUGUAAUUGAAGGCCGGUUCAAUCAAAACUGUUUCCAGGAUAAGUUUAAAUCAGCAUUCUUCCUGUGCAACAACAAAGCAUGGUGUGAAUUAAUGUGCAGUUGGUUACCAUUUUGUUUAAAACAAAACAUUUUUGUAGAGUACACUCCAAACUUGCAUUAUGCAGUAGGAGAAUGUUGUUUUUGACUUAUCCCAGACACAAGGUUUGAUAGAAUAACCUUCAUUGGAUGUAAGUCAUACUAAGUUAUUUUUUGUUACAUAGAAAUUGUGAUUUCAACAAGACAAGUCUACCUCCAUAAUGACCCCUAGAAUUCCAACUAAUUUGACUCCAUGUUCACAGAAGCCAACUCUAUUUCAUUUAUGAAACUGAGCUCUUUCUGUUUGCCCAGAAGUAUUGUAUUUGUGUCAGCCCCCAACUAGCACACAGAGUAGUGAAUGUAUGAUUAAUUGAAAGCCAAUGUAUUAUAUUUAUCAAAACUAUCCAUGAUGAGUAUGCAGAUGUUCAGCCGUUUUCUGGUCCAGUUUGUAUGUGAAAGGAAACCUUUUUCCAUCUGUUAAGAACCUCUUACACUAUUUUGUUAAUCAUUUCAUCUUUCCAUUCAAUUUACAUCACUGUUUUGUUUUUGAACUACUACUUACAUGAGAUUUGAACUGAGACUGCCAAAAAAGAAUGUAUCAAAAGCAUUCUGUAUAACGUUCUGUACAAUUCUCAGCCAAAUAGGCAUUUCAAUCUACAGUUAAUAGAUGUACAUCUUUUCCAUAAUAAGUUGUCUGUCAUUGCUUCUAUACAUAUUGUUUGAGUGACUUGCUCUUUUUGUACUUUGUCCAUUUGUAAAUUGUUUUUAAAUGUUUAUACUUGAUUUUCAGACUGCCUUUUUUGUACAUAAAAAUUUAUAAUCAAACUGUGCAAAGCUUUCCCCAUGGUGUCUUCAAAACCAUGUUUUAAAAGUCUGCAAUUGUGUGCUAGCUUUAUGAAAAGAAAUAACCUAUAUUGGGGGUUACAAAAUAUUGUGUGGGUGUGCAUGUGCAAUUUUUUUUAUAAAACAAAUUUGAUAUUUUGUAA